AUGGACACUCUUAACCUGCAUUCUGCGUCUGAGUAUCUCAAUAAUCUACUUCUCGCCCGGGGACUCCUGCGGAAUGGGAAACGGAUCGACUUUGCAGACCCGGGAAAGGCUGCUGACGGUGCUGAAGACACAAUGGCACAGAUUAUCAAUCUCGUUCACGAUUUAGUGACUCGAAGAGACCGCGAAGCAGAGCAACGGGAAAACCUUGCCACAACAGUAAAAAGCCUCCGGAAGACAGAAGCAAAGCAGGCACUCCAGGUGGAGCAACUGGAAAGCAAAACGAAAGAGCUGUCUCGAUCAAUUGCCCUUGCGGAGGGCCAGGAAACUGCAUUUAAAUCCACGAUACGCAAUGCGGACAUUACUAUACGCGGCCUAAAAGACCAAAUGCAGAGAAUGAAAUCUUCGAUUCAGCAGAUUAGAACCCAGUGCGCUACGGACAUACGCAAACGGGAUAUCGAACUGCAGAAACUAAAAACACACCUAACUGAACGACAGCGUGGGAAGAGAGAUGGAUAUGGCGUGAUGACAAUCACGAUACAGCCUCCACCGAAAACGAACAUUUCAAGCCGAAAGGGGCCUGAAGGAGGGAAUCCUGUGGAAACGCCGGGAUACAGUCUUAAGCAGGAAACAACAGAGUAUCUGACACAGCUAUGUCAGGGCCUAAGUGAUGAGAAUGAUGCGUUGAUACAGCUGUCUCGGGACACAAUUCAGACACUAAGAGAAUUGCAGGGAUUGACAGACGGAGAUAUUGAGGGGUUUGCUGAGGGUGCUUCAGGGGAAAGCGUGGAUGCCGCUCUAUCACGGCACGAGCUGCUCUCAAGAGAAAUGGAUGCUACACUCGAGCAACUCCGGGCUUUACUUACAAACCCUUCCUUUGUUCCCCUGGAAGAAGUGGAACUUCGGGACUCUGAGAUUGCUCGACUGCGGGACGGGUGGGAGAAGAUGGAGCAACGAUGGCAGGAGGCGGUUUCGAUGAUGGACGGGUGGCAUAAGCGGGUAUCUCAUGGCAGCGCAUCGAUCAGUCUGGACGAGCUGAAGCUUGGGAUGUCGUUCGCAACGGAUUCGAGUAUGCAGAAGGACGCUGGCAGCACGACGAACCUAUCCAUGGAUCAGUCGGAAUCGGGGCACUCGGCGGUGUCGAGCAGACGGGUGUCCAACGACUCUUCGACCCGGGAGAGGCCGAAGAGACUGUUUGAUAUCGAGCCGUCCGCCAAAGACCACGCUCCAGGUCCUGUAGGGAAGGCAGCCGCUCCGAGAUCAGACGCAAACGAUAUACGGCAGAAGCGACGGAGGCUGCAGAGGAACCGGCCGGCGUGA
Molecule: messenger RNA, 1317 nt
Organism: Nannizzia gypsea CBS 118893
Lineage: Eukaryota; Fungi; Ascomycota; Eurotiomycetes; Onygenales; Arthrodermataceae
Product: NIMA interactive protein
Exons: 3
Coding region: 1-1317 (438 amino acids)
Source: RefSeq, a predicted model, not a curated record